AUGAGCAGUUUUGCACUAGUAUCUAUAGAAAAAGAUUACAAAAUUGAUGUAUCUGAAGGGAAAGUUACUGUUGGACGAGGACCUUUCUUGAAGGCGAGUUUUUUACAACAAGUAUACCCUUGCCAUUUUUUGCUUGUUCACAUUUUGCAGGCAAACUCCGAUACAAAAUCGUGAUUCCACAAUGCUGUCACAAUAAUGAAUCUAACUUCCGAGCUUUUAGUGAUUUUUGCAUGCCUGAAAAAUGUAAACAAGGCAAGGCUCUACUGUGGUACAUUUUUCAUCAGUUUGUUGUUUAUAUGUUGUUGUUUACUUUAAGAUUUGUUUGUUUAGAUAAAAGAUAAACGUGUUUCAAGAAACCACGCAACUCUUGAAGUGUGCGAUGGCUCACUCACUGUCCUUCCUGUAAGUUUGUUGAAAUCUGCAGCAAAUAAUCACAACUUUAAAUUCUAAUUAGUCACUUAGCAACCAUAAUUAAUUAGAAUGUUUUCCAAAGUCAGUAUGAACUGAUAGCAACUUCACCCCCAAGGUUUUUGCUUAGUGCUUCUCCAAUGGGAUACCCACAAAAAAGCCUUGGGUUCCACUAUCACAUCAUUUAAAUAAAGUUGCAAGACCCAGAGAGGGGGACGUGUAUAACAUUGUUAUAGAACCCCAAAUUUAAUAACUAAAAUCAUAAAUUGUUGAAAUCCAAAUUUUUUUUAUUUUUCACUUUCUGAAUAUUUACAGUCGGCGGAUCCAUAAACCAAUAUAAUGAAUAAAAAAAGUCUCGCCUUAAAAGUUCCAUAAAUUGUGAAAGUGGGUGCUAGUGAUUGUAAGAGGUGCUCACUCCCCUGAAACCCAAACCUAGAUCACCCAAAAGGCAAAAGCUAGUGCAGCCCAUCUGUUGUAACACAAUUAAUGUACUCUCCCUCCCAAAAUACAUAAUAUGUUCAAUAUUCAUCAUUUGUCAGCCAGCAGAAAAUCAUACAUAAGAGACUUGACAUAUCUUUUCUAGAUUCACACCAAUCCUACUUUUUACCGAGCAUGUGGAGAAAGCAAAUUUGAGCCAUUAGAAAAAGAUGAAUUGAAGAAACUUGAGAAUGGUGACUGUAUUUCAUUCUUGCCAAAUGAUCUCACAUUUAGAGUAGAAAGGAAGAGUACUGAAGAUACAACUGCCGAGGAAGCCCUUGAGCAUGAGGCUGCCCUUGAGCAUGAAGCUGCAGAGGUUUCUGGUCCAAAGGAUGGUAAUGUACAAUGUAGUAGUGAAGUUUUGGAAGAUAAUAAUGGUAAAGAUAAGGUUUCAAAUGUAGAAGAUACCAAUGUAGAAAUUAAUAAAGAAAGUGAAGGCUUGGCUGUUUUGACAAGAAACACUGAGUUGGAUGACGAGGAAGAAGAUUAUGUGGAUGACGAGGAGGAAGAAGAUGAUCAUAAAGUUGACAGAACAGAGAUUGAAGAGACAGCUCAGCCUCUGAACAAGACAAGAGUUUUGCCAAGUUGGAUGACAAAAAACAAAGGCUAGUUCAUUAGUUUUGCAAAGAGAAUUAAAGCCAUCACUGCAACAAACUUUCAUUUCUGUCUGUAAUUUCUUCAUAUUUCAAUCUGUUUCUAACAUAGACUUAUUGUUAUAUAAUUGAAUGCUCUAUACAGGGAAUGAAGCUAAGGACAGUUCCAAGAAAGGUUAGUAAUAUAAUAAUAAUAUAAUAAUAGUAAUAUAAUAAUAGUAAUAAUAGUAAUAUAAUAAUAGUAAUAAUAGUAAUAAUAGUAACAUAAUAAUAUAAUAAUAGUAAUAUAUUAAUAGUAAUAUAAUAAUAUAUAGACGAAUUAUUUUUGAAAGAGCUUUCUUUUGUUUUAAUUCUCUGUGUAAUUGUUUUUUUAAUUCGCUAAUUUCUCCAUUGAGUAUUGUAUUAUACAUAUUAUUACACUCUGAUGCCCAAAUUAUUCUUUCAUUUCGUAACUGGUUCCAGUGAAUGACUUAGUUUAUUAAUCUUCAGGCAAAACUACUAAAAAGAACGUGAAGAAAGUUGUGAGUGAAGUAGUAGUCAAGAAUGAUUUAGUUGAGUCGCCUGGCAAAACAAAAGAAAGUUUGAAAGAAAAUGAAAACAAAACAAGUGGUGGAAAUGAUAUCGAGUCAGAUCAAGAAAAUACUGAGCAAGAAGAUGCUUCAGUUAAAACAGAAGAACGCGCAGUCGUUGAGGUAGGAAGAUGUUGGUAAAAAGAAGCAGCUCAUAUUUCUACACAUUGUUUACGAAAUAAAUAACUCCGACUUUAGGAAGAAGAUAAAAAGAGAAAACGAGAUGAAAGUGAAGAUGAGGGACAGUCGAGUAAAAGAGAAAAGAAAUUACCACGUUGUCCGUAUGGUAGCCGUUGCUACAGGUACGUUGAAGUUCUGCUUGUAGUUCUCUUGUAUCUCUCGCGAUCCCCAGUCAUGUGUCAUACAAUUCAUUCAUUCUUUUUAUUCACCACAAUAGUAAAUAGAUAAAUAUUAGGUACAAAAUAUAUACAAGUGGCGAGGAAGCAUCCAGAAACCUAAAGGCUUAUAGAUUAUAUUGAAUGGUCAGCAUCAUUUGAAGGAAAGAAACCGUAAACAAUUCUAGUCAGAUAUAUGAUUUAUUUAUUUAGAUAUUUUUUUAUUUACAAGAUUCGCCACACGUAACAAAACAAUUAUACACUUGUACGACCAGACCCAAAAAACAUAUAAUACGUAUUGGCAGAUAGUCUUCAAUAACGGGGUCCGUACAGUUCAUGUUUUUAGUGGCAUGAAGUCUAAGCAUGGAAGACCAACAUACUGUACAGUAUUAGGACGAUAAAUAUCAAACAUGGAGAAGUGUUAUAUAAGUAUGGUAGAAAAGCUCAAUUUCUUUUCUAGAAAGAAUUCCAUUCAUUUCCAAGAAUACUCUCACGAGGAGGAAAGCGACACAAGAGUGUCCUUAUGGUGAAUAUUGUUAUAGAAAGAACCCACGACAUCGCAGAGAGUACAAACACACACCACGUGAGUCACUCGUUGUAGAUUGUAACAUUUUGAGACCGUCACUAAUGUGAAUUUAUCGAUAUAAAUUUUUUUUAUUUAUUGUUCUAAUAGAACCGAAAACCCGAGAAAGAAAGGCAAAAAAGAAAGCUGGUGGGUAUUUAGUAGCGGGAUUGCCGUGAUCUAUGCUAAAGACGGGUGAUCCACGCGUCUGGAUGAACUUGCGCAGAACUGUGUAGUUCAUCUUCCUAUAUUUGCGUAGUUUGUCUGCGCAGACGAACUUGCUUGCGAAAUUCGUCUUGAAUAUUGAUGGAUACGUCUGAAACUGAAUCAGUUUCUUAAACCUGCCUUAACUUUUCCUAGGCACCGGAAAAAUCCGAGAUGAUGACGAAGAUGGUCCGAAUGAUUACGACUUCGAAGAUAGUUUUAUUGAUGAUGAAAGUGAGAGUAACCAUGAAGCAUCAGAUGAAAGCGACUGGCGACCAUCCGGUGAUGAUAAUGAUGACGAUGAAGAUGGCGAUGAUGAUGAUGUUGGUGAAUUACUGACUGAGGCAAGAAAUUUCACUAAGAAUAAGAAAAUGUUGAAGCCAACGUAA
This is a messenger RNA of Paramuricea clavata, 3537 nucleotides long. The record is from the annotation of a GenBank genome assembly. NCBI's taxonomy places the organism in Eukaryota, Metazoa, Cnidaria, Anthozoa, Malacalcyonacea, Plexauridae.